AUGGCCAUGCAGGCAAAACGACUGAAUGCGCUCUUUUACGCACCGCUUGGAAGGAAGGCGCAGGGGAUAUUCAACUGGCCAAUUGGCUUGCAGACGGAGAGGAGAAGAGGGAAGUUCCCCUACACAACAGCGUGCACGUUGAUAGGUACCCCAUCAAGGGGAAAACACGCCGAGGAAAACAUCCCCAUGGAGGAGCUGAAAAAAUAUUUAUGUGUAGAAAAAAUACAUUCGGAAGAUUUCAAAAAAAUAAUGAACAAAUGUAUGCAAGUGAAUAAAGACAACGACAUACGUAUUGAAGAUUUAUUGCUCAUUUUAAUUUUGUUUACAAAAUUUGUUCCCCAUUUUAAGAAAAUAUGCGGAGAUUCACUCCACGAUGAAAUUUGCCAUAACAUUUUUAGCAGUAUAAAAUUAAAGGCACAUUAUUUGUACACAAGCAAAAUGCUCAUCCACACGAUGAACAUUCUGACGAAUUUACAAUUUAUUGACAACGCACUGGUUUCCGCGUUCACAAAUAAAUGCUCAUAUUUCAUACAAAAAGAGGAAUACGAAAUUGAAGACUUGGUUCAUUUUCUUUCCGUUUUUAGCAAAAUUUAUUUGUUGAAAAAUGACCCUAAAUUUGUGAAAUUAAAAAGCUUCAAUUGGGUGCUAAUCAAAAAUAUAUGCAAUAAAUUGACGUACAAUUUUGACCGCUUUUUUUUAACCUACAGGGAUUAUGCGUACACACACAAGUUGAAAAAAAAAAUUCAUCAGCAGAUUGAGCAGAUUAAGCAGAUUGAGCAGAUUGAGCAGAUUAAGCAGAUUGAGCAGAUUGAGCAGAUUAAGCAGAUUGAGCAGAUUGAGCAGAUUAGGAAUAUUCACUUGGAGGGGAAAUCCUCCCGACUGCCUUCACAUGGUAGUGCCAACGUUUUAAAUAGGCUCGGCGCUGUUAACCCAUGUGCCAAGCGGGUCAAACGUGGCAACUCUGAGCUUCAAGCGGGUGAUGAGUUGGGAGGGGGGCUCCCCUGUUUUGACUCCUCCAUACGGUUCGCCCAAAAUUCUUCCGUCAAUCAGCACUUGGGCGAUGCCCCUUCAGCGAUUGCCCCGUCUGCGGCUGCUCCUUUCCCAACGGUGGGCUCGCCGCCCAAUCGAGCUACCCCCAAUGAAUUACCCAGUGACCUUUCCCAGCUAGGCUCCCCACAGGAGAGGCACUACCUGCUCGACACGCUUCUCAGCAUCAGUAGAAGCCUCAGCGAUUUGAAGUUUGCGCACAUGGGGCUGCUAAACGAGGUGGCCAGCAGGUUGCAGAGCCACUUCGUGGAGGCGGCCCAGGAAGGGGUACAAAUGCAAUCUCGUGACGAUGUUGAUCAUUCCCCAUAUGGCGAAUUUGAGGAACGUAGCUAUCCCCCCCCUGCAAGCAAAAUUUUUUACAUCAUGCAGUGCCACCUCUACCUGCAAGUGGACCACCAUAUGCUCUACAAAAGCAUCCUGAACACGUAUAAGAACCACCUGCCCAAGGUGGGCAAUUUGGUAGUUCUGUUCUUCCUGCUGGCAAAGAAUAAGUUAUUCCCCUCCAAGACCAUCCACCUGUUUGAUGCUCUGUUUAGGGAGAAGAUAAGCCAAGGGCAGUUGGAUGAGGGGGACCUGUCAACCCUUUUGCAGUCCUAUGCGAUGCACAACUACAGGGAGGGGUCCGUCAUUCGGUUGAUACUUUCGCGUUUACUGCCCAGCUGCGUUAGUCGAAAUCGCGGCGUUAGCGGAGUUAGCGGCGUUCGCGGAGAUGACGUCAAUCACGCCAAUCACGUCCAUCAAGAAAGUUCCUGCUUUAAUCCCGGCGAGGUUCCCCUUCCAAAUGGUCGAAGUGUGCGAAGUGGCAAGUGGAGGCAGACCGCGAACUGUUGCGGGGGUGACCCAAACUGCAGCGGGGAAGAUCCCCAGACAUUCAGCCCCCGCGUGGACCUCCCCGGAAAGGUAAAAAUACUCCACAGCUUGUUCAAGUUGGACGUAUACGAAGAAGCACUUAUCUGCGAAGUAUCCAACGGGGUGAGCGAGGACAGCAUAAAUCAUCUGGGCUAUAAGGAGCUAGCCAAAUUGCUGCUAGCCAUGUGCUACUUCUCCGUAGAUAAUGCACAUGCAUACAAUUUGAUUAUAAAAAAUUUAAUAAAAUUUGACAUCAUUCUAGAUAAUGUGUACCUAACCCAGCUGAAGAUAUGCGAGCUGGCCCUUCGAACGAGACACGUCCCAAAUGUCUAUGACCGGUUGAACGAGGAGUGCAAAGAAUAUAUGGCUUUCGUAAAAGCGAAAGAAAAAGGGCUAGAGUACCACAUUAAGUCAGAUUUGCAGAAAGAAAUUAAGAACAUCCUUUUGACCUUUAAUUUGUGCCUGUCGGAGGAGGUACCCCUUGGACCAUAUGACGUCGACUUUGUGGAAGAAGACGAAACGUUUUUCCGCAUUCCCAGAAAUUGGCAUCUUCGCAGGGAUGGUCAGGCAUUCCUCACCCCCGGGGGGGGAACACAGCAUAGUGCCAAUUAUAAUAAACAUCCACCCCAUCAGGGGGAGUCCGCCCCGAUGGGCCACCCUCCAGAAGGUGACUCACCAAAUGGAAACCCCCCCAAAAGAAGAACCAAAUUAAUCAUUGAGGUAAACGGAGAACACCACUUCUACAAAAACAGCAAAUCCUACACCGCGCUGUCGAAGCUCAAGCACAAGUUAUUAAGCGACCUCGGCUACACGGUUGUUAACAUACCGUAUUUCGAGUGGGGGCAGCUAAAAAGCAACUUAGAUAGAAAGGCCUACAUUAAAAAAUUAAUUUCAGACAGCCUUACUUUUGAGGUGGUGAAUGUUUUGCCACUUAACCAGAAGAGUGAACCGCUGGGGGGGGAAGAAAUGGCAAAGGUCGCCUCAACCAUUCGGCAGAGCAGACGAAGGACCGACUUUUUAAGCGGCAUUGCCAAGUUGAGGGGGAAAAAUAAGUUGGCCUUUUUAAAGAGGAAAGUUAAAAAUGUCUAG
This is a messenger RNA of Plasmodium vivax (malaria parasite P. vivax), 2985 nucleotides long. RefSeq lists its product as hypothetical. The transcript has a single exon. Bases 1 to 2985 code for a protein of 994 amino acids. Lineage: Eukaryota; Apicomplexa; Aconoidasida; Haemosporida; Plasmodiidae. The record is from RefSeq and is a predicted model, not a curated record.